Brachypodium distachyon (stiff brome) is the source of this 2570-nucleotide messenger RNA. RefSeq names its product NAC domain-containing protein 17. The transcript has 4 exons. The record is from RefSeq and is a predicted model, not a curated record. Gene Ontology annotation, molecular function: DNA binding. NCBI's taxonomy places the organism in Eukaryota, Viridiplantae, Streptophyta, Magnoliopsida, Poales, Poaceae. Gene Ontology annotation, biological process: regulation of DNA-templated transcription. The coding region runs from base 80 to 2149 and encodes 689 amino acids.
UCGAGUUGACCGGGCAAACGAGACGCCAGGGACAAGUCCACCAACCAAUCUCUCCUCCUCGCCGGCGAAACAGGCGAAAAUGGAGAACCCGCCGCCCCGGUGGCCGCCGGGCUUCCGCUUCAGCCCCACCGAUGAGGAGCUCGUCCUCUAUUUCCUCAAGCGCCGGAUCGCCUCCGGCCGCCCUACCCCCUACAUCGCCGACGUCGACGUCUACAAGUCCCACCCCUCCCACCUCCCCGAGAGGUCGGCGCUGCGGACGGGGGACAAGCAGUGGUUCUUCUGCAGCCGUCUGGACCGCAAGUACCCUAACGGCUCGCGCGCGAGCCGCACCACCGCCGAAGGGUACUGGAAGGCCACGGGGAAGGACCGCACCAUCUGCAACGGCGGCCGGGCCGUGGGGAACAAGAAGACGCUGGUGUACCACCACGGCCGCGCCCCGCGCGGGGAUCGCACGGACUGGGUCAUGCACGAGUACACCAUCCUCGGCGACGCGCUCCCGCCGACCGCGCAGGGACGCGAGGGGUACGCACUCUACAAGCUCUUCCAGAAGAGCGGGGUGGGGCCCAAGAACGGCGAGCAGUACGGCGCGCCCUUCCGGGAGGAGGAUUGGCUGGAUGACGACGAAGGUGAGCUGCAGCUGCCUGUGGAGGCCGCUGAUCCUAUCCCUACCACCGUCGCUAGUGAUAGAGCCGGGACAGUGGACGAGCAGAUUGGGGAUCUUGAGGCGCUCUUGCUGCAAACUGGAAAUGAUCAGAUAAACAUUGGACCACCGUCGGAUUUGUCAACGCCUGUUCCUUCACAAGUUUUGUUUCAGCAUGGUCAAAGUCAAGGUUGGCCUACUGCUGAGGAUAACAGAAGUGAGGUUGCAGAUGCUACCACUAGCAGCAGGGCUAUGUUAGUGGCGGACAAUACGUGCACUGAACUUCCUUUUGGAGAUCUUGAGGGGCUUUUGAUGGAAAUAUCGGAUGAGCAACGGUCUGCCGAAUUGUUCUCCGAAUUCUCAAACCCCGUUCCCCAACUGCAGCUUCAGCAUGAUGACCAAGAGGCUUGGCUCAAUGCUGACAUGGAGGAGGUUAGUGUUGCAGAUUAUACAACUAGUAGUGGUGUUGUGGAGACAGCAGAAUGUACUGGCAUUGAGCUUCCAUAUGGGGAUCUUGAAGGGCUUUUGUUGCAAAUAGAGAAUGACCAGGAAAAUAUUGAACCACUGACAGAUUUCUCUUUACCAGUUUCUCAUCACGAAUGUCAUCAGGUUGGCGUCGGAGAUCUCCAAAGAUGUCAUGGUGCUAUGUUCAGCUCUGUAGAUCCUUCUUCUGCAGUGCAAGGAAGCACCAAUUUUGAGCCACAAUUGGAGCCAAGUAACCAAAUUGCACAGUCUGCUCUAACCUGCAUGCCAUUGAGUUGGGAAGCGAAUUGCACUGAAGAAACAAGUGUGAUGCAAUCUGUGUCAGGGUUGGCCAGUUAUGAUGGUCAGGAUUCGCAUGAGGAGUUCCUUGAAAUCAAUGAUUUCUUUGAUUCAGAAGAUAUAGGACAGAGUAUGAAUUGUACUACAACUGAGCACUUGAUUUCUGCAUCCAGUGGAAUGUUUGAUAGUUUGGAGUAUUCCGAUGCUUCGAUGUUUCUACCUGGCUCAUUUGACACAGCUGGAGUAGUGACUGAAAACCAAUAUGUUGAUUUUGGUGAUAGUGGAUACAAGAGCCAGGGAGUUCAGUACACAGCUGAAUUGUGGGCACACAACCAGGUCGCUCUUAAUAUGCAGAACCACAUGAAGCACAAUCAUGUUGGCUUGUCCUCACAUGCAUCAGGAACUGCCAAUAAUAUAGUGAAUGAGGAACCACUUAACCGAAGUCCAAAUACUUCGCAAUCAUGGUUCAAUUCAGCUUUGUCGACCUUGCUGGAUGCAGUACCUGCCAGUCCAGCUCUGGCUGCUGAAAGCAAUGUUCUUAACAGAACACUCCAACGCAUUUCUAGCUUUAGGUCGGAACAAGUUUCAAAUGAAUCAAGCGCCCCAGUUAUUCAUGUUAGAAGAGGUGGGGCAUUGAUCUCUAUCUCCUUACUGGUUUUACUUGCUGCUAUCUUGUGGACCUUAGCCACUGCCUCUGGGUCUGCAAUCAAGUUUUGCAAGGGGUUAUGGCAAUCCUCUUCUACAUGACAGGAUGAACAGCAACAUUUACCAGUUAUCCUCGUUGCUGAUCCUCACUGUAACUCCUUUUGUCCUCAAGUGUUCUAGUUAUUGUUUUGCUAUUCAUUCACAAUGGAAAAGGCAGAGGACUUGAAACAUUUCCAAAGGAAUAUGAUUUGAGGUGUUAGCUUUCAGUUUAUGCAGGAGGCGAGGAAAACAAAACGAAAUGUGGCAAAAAGAAAACACUGAUUGUAAUAUUUACGACUACUAGUACUUAGCAAUGGCCUAUUUGCUCUCAUCUAGGUAAGGGCAUUGUAUACCUAAUGUAAUUAAUCCACGAAGAGGGGAUGCACCAGUGCACCUGCUGUGCGUAGUAUUGAUAUCUGAAUCUCUCUCUUGUCCCCUGUGAUGCAAAAGAUGCGUAAUCAAUACUUCCUCCAUUUAGUAUUGA